Myripristis murdjan (pinecone soldierfish) is the source of this 2918-nucleotide messenger RNA. RefSeq names its product phosphatidic acid phosphatase type 2D (gene ppap2d). Gene Ontology annotation, molecular function: phosphatidate phosphatase activity. Gene Ontology annotation, biological process: phospholipid metabolic process; signal transduction; phospholipid dephosphorylation. Gene Ontology annotation, cellular component: plasma membrane. The record is from RefSeq and is a predicted model, not a curated record. The coding region runs from base 372 to 1364 and encodes 330 amino acids. The transcript is spliced from 6 exons. Lineage: Eukaryota; Metazoa; Chordata; Actinopteri; Holocentriformes; Holocentridae.
AGGGAGAGCACAACACGCUCUCACUGAAGUUUGUUGUAAGUGAGUUGCUCUGAAGUUUCCUCGGAUAUGUGUCAAUGAGCCUCUCACUGCGUUUUCUCCCCGUUCCCGAUUAAUUUACUACUUUCUGUGGGAGAUUCUCCUUCAGUCUGACAGCUGUGUGAAGUUAUCUCAACGUUGACUAACGGUUUGAUAGACCAACGUCCGCUGUCAAAGUUUCGUUGACAUGGAUUUGUUGAACCCAGGACGAACGGACUAAAAGUUAGUGGAAUUUUUUCCCAGUCUCUGCCACACACAUAGACACAAAAAAGGACUUUACGCCAGCAUUACAAGAUUUCUGGCGAAUCUUGUCAUCAAUUUCUUAUUUAAGAGAAAUGCAAAAGUUCACAUCCACCAGUCAACAAAGCAACAUGCUGCCCCGGGACACUGAACUCCAGCUGCGGUUAGCCGACAACGGGGGAGCCGGCGAGGCGAAGGAGGCGAACGGCGCUGGGAAGCAUUUCCUCACCCAGCCGGGGGAAAGCUCUUUUUGCACCAAGCGGAAGAUGCUAGUCGGUUUGGAUGUAUUAUGCCUUUGUGUUGCCUCCAUCCCAUUCUUUGCGUGCGAGUUGAAGGCAGUGACUCCGUACAAACGGGGGAUUUUCUGUGGAGACUCCAGCAUCACCUACCCCUACCUGGAGAGAGAGGCCAUCCCUGACAGCCUGCUCAUUGCUGGGGGCAUUAUCAUCACUGGCCUUACGAUUGCGCUGGGCGAAUGUUACAGGGUGCGUUUCCGGGGUGUUCACUCACGGGCUUUUGUACGCAACCGCUAUGUAUCAUGCCUGUACAAGGAGCUGGGCAGCUUUUUGUUUGGCUGUUGCGUGGGUCAAUCACUCACCAAUAUGGCCAAGCUAAGUGUGGGCCGCCUGCGACCCAACUUCCUGUCUGUCUGUAAUAUCACGUAUGUGUCCAUCAACUGCACCCCGGGCAGCUACGUGUUCCCGGUCAAAUGCAAGCAGUCCAACCUCAAGUUGGUGGAGGAGGCAAGGAAGUCCUUUUUUUCAGGCCAUGCUUCAUUUGCAAUGUACACCAUGCUGUAUCUAGCUUUCUAUCUGCAAGCCCGGUUGUCGUGGCGAGGAGCUCGGCUGUUGCGCCCACUGCUGCAGUUCCUGCUAGUAAUGAUCGCCAUCUACACUGGCCUAAGCCGCAUCUCAGACUACCGCCACCACCCCACUGAUGUCCUCACUGGCUUCAUCCAAGGAGGCCUCACUGCAUACUGGGUGGCCUUCUACAUUUCCUCCAUGUUUAAGCCCUGCGCCCGUCCAGACCUGUCUCCCACCAGCAUGUCCCUGGAGAGUCCCCUGUCCAGCCAGCAGACUGUCUGUUAGCAGUCAUAUUCCACCAUCCACGAAUCAGAAGACAAGAGAGGAUGGACUGCAGUAAGACAGAGUGAGGCAGUCAGCGCGUGUGAGCAGCAGAUAGAGAGAGGGAGACAGAGUGACCCCCUCAUUUUUGAGAAAGGGAACCGUUCUAAGAGGAGGAGGGUGGAGGAUGCAGUGGUUCGGCAAUAAAAGUUGGUAGAGUACAAUCUAACACUUGCAUGCUCUUUGGGGCAUACUGAUGCACAUACAUACAGUCCUAUGCUUUUCUCAUUAGCGCACACACACAAUCAUCUAACAUGCUCACACACUCACAAAUGUGAAAUACAAGAGGCACACAUGACUGUAAAUCAAUCCCGUCCAGUGAGAAGAGCUGCACAGUGAUAUUACAAGAUAUUUUUAUAUAUAAAAAAAGAUAUACAAAUGUUUGUAUUUUUUUCCAGUGGAUUUUUAGAAGCUGCUAACGUUGUUGAUAAUCCCCAGUUUUGAGUUGAACAUUCCUCUGUGAUGGAGGCCUAUGGUCAGUGCAUUAUGUUAGCUUUCAAAGCAAAACUGUUUUUUUUCUCAGUCCCAGAGAGAGAGAGAGGAGAGAGCACCAGCCUCCUUCUCAUUCAUCCUCUGUUCAGCGUGGAAACCGACACCUGUGAACUAUAAUGUUAUCAGACCUCAAAUGUAAAGCCAGCUCUGUGCCUGGCAGCAGAACUGACAGUGAUAAGGAGCAAGCACUGGCUUCAUGCUCUCUCCAUCCUUACCCUCGGUGGCCUAAUGUCCCACUGCUCUAAACAGAGUGCCCUGCCUAUCGCAUCACCAUAACUGAACUAGAACGUGUCAAUGGGCAAAGAACACAAAAAACAUAUUUGUAUUGUAGUACAAUGUUAUCAUUCUUUCUUGAAUAAUUUAAGAGGUGAUGGUGAGGUGAAUCUAUUUGUUCAGAUUAUGCCCAUUCGCCUCUCUGCUCCUUAACCACUUUGACUGAACUUUAACGUUUGAUUUUUGCCCCUGAACUCCAAUCUCUGAGCUGCACCUUGAAUUAUGCCACUCUAACAGGAGAGCCAAAGUGGCAGUGGCCCCAGUGGCCCUCCUGUGCAUUUUUAUUAAUAGCACUUGAACGUACAUAAUGAAACCUUAUAAUUGUAAUCAAUAUUAUAUAUUUUACCUAAAAUUUGAAUAAUCAGUGUUUAUUUCUUCUUUAUGUCAGACAACUCAUACAGUAUAUUUGUUUUUUUUUUGUUUGUUUGUUUUUCUCCAAAUGAUAAUUAUUCAAAUUUAAUGUAAAUAGCUAUGUCAUUUUAUAAACCACACAGGAUUUCAAAAGUAUUAGUGCCAUUUUUGGUCAGUUUUUACAUGUUUAUGUAAGUGUUUAUAUUUACGUAUAUGUUGAUCAGGUACGGAGAGUUGCUAUUCUAUCUAUUGUUGUAACUACUAGACUGAGCCACAGAUAUUAUCAGAAAGCUAUAUUUUUGUUUCCAGUUAUUGUUGUUUGUUUUGUCUUCUCUGUGAAUGCCAGAAAGGCGGAAAUAACCACUGUACUCAAAAAAAAAAAAAAAAAAAAAAAAAAAAAAA